AUGAUCUCCACAGCAUCAUUGAAAGCUGGAAUAAAUGAAAAUAUUUUUAAAGAAUUAAAGACUAGAGCUGAAAGGAUGAACACAAAACAAAAGCUUUGUUUGCUCUUAUUUGACGAAAUUUCAUUGAUGCCCCAUUUUGAUUAUAACCGAAAACGAGAUGCAAUUAUUGGUUUUGUCGACAAUGGAGAAGUCACGCACAAUAAAAUAGCUGACCAUGCUUUGGUAUUCAUGAUUAGAGGCAUAUAUUAUAACUACAAACAAGCUGUUGCGUAUACUUUUUGCGCUGGUAGUACAUCCAAGGCUGAGCUAGCAGCUCAAAUAAAAAAUAUUAUAAGAAAAUUGAACUCAGCAGGAUUUAAGGUUAUGGGGACCAUUUGUGACCAGGGCUGUGCAAAUGUCAGUGCGAUUAAUUAUCUAAUUGAACAAACAAAAGAAAAAUAUUUAAAAAAUAAUAUAGAACAAAGAAAUAAGGUGUUCGAAAUUGAUGAUGAAGAAAUUAUCCCCAUAUAUGAUACCCCACAUCUUCUAAAGGGGAUUCGUAAUAAUUUACUUACAAAGAACUUAAAAUGUAAGAUAGGUGGUGAAGAAAAAACUGCAAAAUGGGAGCAUGUUUUGCAGUUGUACAAAGAAGACCCAGCUUACCAGGGUAUAAGGUUAAUGCCAAAAUUAACUGACAAACAUGUUGUGCCUGAGAAGAUAGCCAAAAUGAAAGUUAAAUGUGCAUCUCAGCUUUUUAGCCAAUCUGUAUCAGUCAACAUGGGAUAUUUGGCAAGUAAAGGAAUAAUUUCAAAGGAUUGUAAAGAAACAGCUGAUUUAUUUUUAUUUCUUGACAAUUUGUUCGACUCUUUAAAUGGAAGUCACAAAAAUUCAAAAAAGAGGUCUGGCAAACCAUUGCUUGGACCAGUUACACCAUCUUCUGGACAUCAUAAAAUAUGGCGAGAAGCAAAAGAAGUAUUAAAAACAAUGAAGUUUGUUACCAGUAAUGGAUACACUGUCGUACCUUCAAUAACUAAUUGGCUGCAAAGUAUUGAAAAUAUAGAAUAUUUAGUUCAAAAAAUAUUUACUCAAUAUGAUUUGGCAUCUCUGUGGAUGAGGCACUUCAACCAAGACCCAUUAGAAAAUUUUUUUGGUAGCAUUCGAAGCCAUGGGUACAGAAAUAUAACACCCUCAUGUGCUGGCUUUGAAGCCGCCUUUUCCUCUUUGCUUAUAAAUAAUUUAAGUGCCAAUCACUCCCCAGGGUCAAACUGUGAGCAAGACUCAUGCACUGUCUUCCAAUCAAUAAAUAAUAUUUUUUUUGAAAAAUCUGAAGACAAUAAUUUUCUUAUAGAAAUUGAUGAUGAUCUAUUAUUAAAUGACAAUAUUUUGAUAGACAUAGAAAUAAAAAAAAGGAAUGCAAAAACUUUUGCACAAUUACAGUAUGUAGCAGGUUGGUGCAAAGAUGUAAAUAAAAUUAUAAAUGGCGCAAGAACUGAUGUUGAUCAGGAAGACUCGAUACAAAUAAUGGCAUUUGAUUAUAAUAAGAAAAGAAUAAAGAGAAAGAAAUAA
Arctia plantaginis is the source of this 1545-nucleotide messenger RNA. Lineage: Eukaryota; Metazoa; Arthropoda; Insecta; Lepidoptera; Erebidae. The record is from the annotation of a GenBank genome assembly.